UCCAUCCUGGUACUUUGUUCAUCACCCAAGUCCCCGGACCCACAACAGGAACCGCAGGAUGAGUUCUGCUGCAGACGACGACGCUGCAACGUUAGAAACCGUCAAGUCCGUCACUCUCACUCAGGACAGUGAUGGAAGCAUCAUACUGCACUGUCCUGCCAAUGAUGAGGACUUGGAGCCCCUUGAGAAGAAGCUGCGUCUCUCCACAGAAGAGCAGGACGACGCAGGCGCACCUCAGUUUUCUGUUGUCACGUUACCGAUCUCGGAGAACGACGAAGGCUUCGAGGUGACGAUGACGGCCACGGCAGACAGUGACCUCACUGAGGAGGGCGUGGCUCAGAUCCAGAUUCUGCAGGAGGACGAUGAGUCUCUCUUGUCCAAUCAGAAGUCAGAGGUGUCCCCUGUCAGUCAAGCCUGGUUCACAACCAAAGAAGACAAAGACACGCUGGCCAACAAAGGUCACAAGUGGAAACAGGGCAUGUGGUCCAAAGAGGAGAUCGACCUCCUGAUGAGCAACAUCGACCGAUACGUGAAGGACCGAGGCAUCGAAGACCCGGCCGAGAUCAUUUUCGAGAUGUCCAAAGAGGAGAGGAAGGACUUCUACCGCUCUGUGGCGUUGGGGUUAAACAGGCCGCUGUUCGCCGUCUACAGGCGAGUUCUGCGGAUGUACGACAACCGCAACCACGUCGGCAAGUACACGCCUGAUGAGAUAGAGAAGCUGAAAUCGUUGAGGCAGAAACACGGGAACGACUGGGCGACCAUCGGAGCGGCUCUGGGUCGCAGCGCUUCUUCUGUCAAAGACCGCUGCCGACUAAUGAAGGACACGUGCAACACAGGUAAAUGGAGCGAGGAGGAGGAACGACGUCUGGCCGAGGUCGUGUACGAGAUGGCGGGCGUGACGCCGGGGUCGGCGGUCACAGGGGGCGUGUCCUGGGCGUCGGUCGCCGAUCAAGUUCGCACACGCUCAGAGAAGCAGUGCAGGUCGAAAUGGCUGAAUUACCUGAACUGGAAACACAGCGGAGGAACAGAGUGGGCGAAGGAGGACGACCUGAACCUCGUACGCAGGAUAUCGCAGCUGGAGGUGGAGGACGAGAAUGAAAUCAAGUGGGAGGAUCUUGCAGGCGGGUGGAGCAGCGUCCGCUCGCCUCAGUGGCUGCGAUCGAAGUGGUGGAGCAUCAAGAGACAAGUAGCCAAUCACAAGGACAUCCCCUUCAUAGUCCUACUGAAGGGCCUCCAGGAGGUGAUGGAGUCGUCACAACAGACAGGAUCCGGACCGGGGAGUCCCUCCUCCUCCUCUUCCUCCUCGCUCCAGAUCCGCCUCACCCGAUUGGAUGAGAGCGGCAGCCCCGCCCCUAGCUCUGUGGCAGCGCUGCAGAUCCCGUUGCAGAUCACACAUCUGGCUGCAGAUUCAUCGGCAGCAGCCGGCGACAGUGACACCAUCACCCUGAACACAGGAGCCCUGCAGACCUUCGAGAUUCUGCCUUCAUUCCACCUGCAGCCCACCGGCACCCCGGGGACCUACUACCUCCAGACAACGUCCAAUCAGGGCCUGCCACUCAGCCUCUCCGCCGGCCAGGGUCUCCCGCUCAGUUUGUCCAGUAACGGCACUGUUACCUUGACAACCGGCUCAUCUCCGUCGCCGCACGAACACAUCAUCCUUCACAGCCUGUCGACGGACGGCCUCUGCUCCAGCGACGGUGUCAUCAUCCAGACGGUCACCUCUGACCCCGCCUCCUCCGACCCUCUCUGCCAAUCACAGCUGGUCGUGGAGACAGAGGGGCAGGAAAACACCCUCAACGCCACAUGUCUCCUGGAGAGUUCAGAGAGCGUUGUCACGGAAACACAGGAGCCAAUGACAGACAGCUUCACUGACAAGGAGAUGAGCUCCCCCUCUGGUGAGGGUCCAGUGGUGCAUUCUGGGAUAACAUCUGGCAGCACUGUGCUGAUUGUGUCAGCUCCCAACAUCAGCAGCACUUUGACAGAUCCAAUCUUGGAGAACCAGGAAGGUUCAGACUGAUCUGAACCUUCAUCACGACGCACAGUGAUUCAAAUGGACUGAAGGAGACUGACGACAACAACAUGACAGCAGCGCUCUGCUCCUGGAACUGUGAGUUGAAGUCUGACUCGUCCCUGGUUGGAACCAGGAUGUGAACAAAAAGAAACAGACUUCUAAAUCUGUCCGAAGCUUCAUGUGUUUGAAGCUUUGGUUUGAAACCCCUGGAAGAAAUGUGAACGCAGCGCUCGUCUCACCACUCUGCCGUGCCAAAGAGACUCUGAAGGCUGUGAUGGAAACACGGGCAUUUUCAUCAGGACCUUUAAAAACAAACUGAAAUCAUAAAGAGGAAAUAUUCUGAGGGAAAUGGAACAAAAAAUAAAUCAUGUCCGGAGCAAUGUGCUCGUUUUAGAGGA
Messenger RNA from Limanda limanda (common dab), 2409 nucleotides. RefSeq names its product cyclin D binding myb-like transcription factor 1 (gene dmtf1). The transcript has 17 exons. Gene Ontology annotation, cellular component: nucleus. Bases 59 to 2017 code for a protein of 652 amino acids. Lineage: Eukaryota; Metazoa; Chordata; Actinopteri; Pleuronectiformes; Pleuronectidae. Gene Ontology annotation, biological process: regulation of transcription by RNA polymerase II. Gene Ontology annotation, molecular function: RNA polymerase II cis-regulatory region sequence-specific DNA binding; DNA-binding transcription factor activity, RNA polymerase II-specific. The record is from RefSeq and is a predicted model, not a curated record.